AUGGUCGAUGUUUCUCAGUUGAAUACAGAAGAACAAUCACCUAAUUCCAUCCCAAAUUUUUCUUCUGAGCAAUUACAACAGAUUGUACAAGCCUUAUCUGCACUCAAUCGUCGUCCUUUUGGUAAUUCUGAUAAUAACAUCAAUGUUGCAGCUCUUAUUACAACCCAGACAAAACCUAAAACCUAUGAUGAGGCAGUUGGCAACCCAUUAUGGCAGCAGGCUAUGAAUGAUGAAAUUGGAGCUUUGGAACGUAAUCAUACUUGGUCUCUCGUUCCUCUACCACCUGGCCAUAAAGCUAUUGGCUAUCGUUGGGUGUACAAGAUUAACCAUAACUCUGAUGGUUCUGUUGAACGUUAUAAAGCUCGACUGGUAGCAAAGGGAUACACUCAGGUUGAAGGUGUUGAUUACAAAGAGACAUUUUCUCCUACAGCUUAA
Molecule: messenger RNA, 435 nt
Organism: Cucurbita maxima (winter squash)
Lineage: Eukaryota; Viridiplantae; Streptophyta; Magnoliopsida; Cucurbitales; Cucurbitaceae
Exons: 2
Coding region: 1-435 (144 amino acids)
Source: RefSeq, a predicted model, not a curated record